AUGAGAUACUAUGCAGUCAAAUGUGUAAUUCAUUCAAAGUAUAUGCUAAAUAUGGAUUGGAUCUAUCUCAUUCGUGUUAUAAUUUGUUUAUUUCUAAUUAAACAAUUCAUCUCUCUUCUAUACAUCAUAUUCAUUUAUACAAUUGGAAAGAGAUUAUUUUCUAAAAGGAAAUUAUUAAAACAAGCUGGUGAAUGGGCAAUUGUCACUGGUGCAACAGAUGGAAUUGGUAAAGUAUAUGCAGAAGAAUUAGCUAAUGAUGGUUUAAAAAUUAUGUUGAUUAGUAGAAAUGAAGAGAAACUUUUGAAUGUUGCUAAUGAAAUUGAACGUAAUUAUCAUGUAGAGACAAGAAUAGUAACAGCUGAUUUUACAAAGACUGAUGUCUAUCAAAGAAUACAAGAAGCUAUAAAUCAAUUAUCAUCAAUUGCUUGUUUAGUGAAUAAUGUUGGUAUGGGUGUUCCUAAAUUAGACUAUUACGCAACAGCAGAUUAUAUAACUAUAGAUUUUAUUAAAAACAUCGUUUUUUGUAAUAAUUUACCUAUUGCUAUGAUGACCCAUAUAGUAUUACCAAAAAUGUUAAAACAAUCAACAACUGGUAUGGCUAUCAUUAAUAUUGGAUCACAUUCUGGUUAUAGAGCUUUCCCAUUUUUAUCAUUAUACUCAGCAACAAAAGCAUUUGUGAAUCAAUUAUCUCGAUCCAUCUCUAAUGAGAACUAUGAUCAUCGUAUUCAUAUACAAACAGUUUGUCCAAUGUUUGUAUCUACAGCAAUGAAUGGUUAUUGUAAAAUGUCAUUAUUUGUCCCGAAUGCAAAAGAAUAUGUUAAAUGUGCAUUAGAUAUGUAUGGUGUUGAAAAGGAAACAUUUGGUUAUAUGGGUCAUGCAAUUAAAGAAUAUUUCACUAGUUUAUUACCAAAUUCAAUUUGGAGAUAUUAUAUGUUAUUUAUGAAAUCAUGGUUUGAUAAACAUAAAAAACAAUAAAAUAUUAUGAUGUACAUUUAGUUGCCAUGGUGAAUAAACAUGAAAGACGGAUAAUUUCAUAUCAUAAAAUUUGAUUGAUUUUUCUUAAUCUUCAGUUUGUUUUUUGUUUCCAUUAUAUAUUAAUCAUAAAUCUUAAAUCAAUAAUUAAUUUCUAUAA
Molecule: messenger RNA, 1132 nt
Organism: Schistosoma margrebowiei
Lineage: Eukaryota; Metazoa; Platyhelminthes; Trematoda; Strigeidida; Schistosomatidae
Source: the annotation of a GenBank genome assembly